This is a messenger RNA of Prinia subflava (tawny-flanked prinia), 615 nucleotides long. RefSeq names its product promotilin-like. The coding region runs from base 138 to 488 and encodes 116 amino acids. Lineage: Eukaryota; Metazoa; Chordata; Aves; Passeriformes; Cisticolidae. The record is from RefSeq and is a predicted model, not a curated record. The transcript is spliced from 5 exons.
CAAGGCCAUGGGUGAGUGGCUGCAGUGCCUGGAUGGGUUUAUAAAGGGAGAGGAACCAGCAGGAGCACCCAGGUGUGACAGGAGGGAGAGGAGCUCCGAUCUCCAGAGCCCCGUGGCUGCACUCCCAGGCUCUCAGGAUGAUUUCGAGGAAGGUGGUGGCCAGUUUGCUGCUGGUGUCCCUGCUGUCCGUGCUGGCUGAGCAGACCCAAGGCUUCAUGCCCUUUUUCACCCAGAGCGACUUCCAGAAAAUGCAGCUGCAGGAGAAGGAGAGGAACAAGGCAGGGCAGAAGAAGUCCCUGAGCUCGCUGCAGCAGCUGGAGGAGGAAGGUUUCUCUGAGCAAUCCGGUGUGGAUGUCAACACAGCCAAGACCCUCCAGCAGGCCCUUCCUGUCAGAGCUUGGCUCACCCCAAGGCAGCUGGAAAAAUACCAAGAUGUCCUGGAGAAACUGCUGGCAGAGCUGUUACAGGACACCCCAGACGCUGACUGAUAUCUGCAGGAUCAGAAGAGAAAGCGUUGGAGCUGCUCAAGCUGAAAGACUCCACUUAUGUAAACGAAAUCUGUGAGAGAGAUUAACAAAAUCUGAGGUGAGAUAAUAAAUGUGCAGCAUAAUUAAA